AUGCGCGGCCGAGGCCGAUGCGCGGCCGAGGCCACUGCGCACGACGGGCUGUUCUGCAAGUUCCACGCCAAGCAAUGCUUUGGUCUGUACAUGGGCUACAAGCGGCGGAACGCCGAGUUGGAUGCACUGGCUGCUACGGCACCGGCAUUCCUGCGCAAGUCCAAGGCGUCACUAGCCAGCCAGACUUUUGAGCAGCUCACAUCCGAGACCGAGGUCAGCGAGGUGCACGAGUACCUCUUCAAGCAAUAUGUGCUCCUCGGCAAGGUCAUCGCGGCGCGCAAGAUCCACCACAAGCACUUCUACUCGCUUGAGAUGGACUACGGCCACAAGGCGUACCUGGACAAGCUCGAUGUUUAUGAGGACGACCGGGCCAGGUAUCUCGAUCUCAUCCGGUACUUUCUCUGGAUGGCCGCCCCGGCAAGCGAGAGCGACGUCGCAGAGCCGGGCAGCUCUCCUGCCCCUGCUGGCGCAAGCAGCGAGCCGCAGGAUAAGGCGGGCGGAAGCGGCGAGCAAGAUGCUGCGGAGGGUGGCGGCGACGAAACGCCAUCGGGCCAAACAAAGAAGCAAAGGAAAAGAGGAUGCAAGAAGAAGAAAAACAGGGCCGAGGAGGGGACCACGGCGGAGGGUGUGGAGGAGGACUACAGCCACAUCGACAGACCGAUGCUCAUGCUUGUCGGCACCGUCCAGAACCCCGAGGAGACAGCGACAAGGACGGCGCCGGUCAAGGAGGACGAUGCGGCCCAGCUCAUCGCGGAAAUCACCGAGAUCAAGAUGCUCCUCCUCUGCCGGCAGAUCAUGUCGCACUCGGCCCUCCUGCCUGCGGCACUGCGGGCGAACAGCGUCGACGAAUUCCUGUCGGAUCCGUCCAUCGCUGACUCGGAUCUCCGCGACCUGUGCCUCAAGGUCGAACAGCCGAGUCUGCAGGCGCUCCGCGAUGCCUGCGCCGACUUUGUGCGCGGCGAUGAGGCGGAAAGCGAGGAUGGGGGAGAGGAUGGGCAGGAUGAAACGGCCGAGAAGUGGUCCGUCGAGGAGUACAUCCGCCACCACUACCGAUACGGCGAUCUCGAGUUCGGGCCCCUCGCCGACGCCCUGAGCCCCUUCUCGCGCCAGGCUGCUCUGCCUGGCGCGGAACGGCUCCUGGGCGAGGCCGGGACGGACAGUGCGCCCAAAGACAGGAAAAUGAAGGAUGCAGUUGAAUUGUGCCGCAACUGGGACGAGUUCUUCGAGCUGAACGUCCUGGCGCUGUGGCAGUAUUUCCCUGCCUCCAAGUGGACGGGGUGGAGCGGUAACCACCUGACGGCCGAACUGACGCAGCUGGGCUUUGUGCCGUUCUACAUGGACUUCUCUGCCCAGAAGAACACGACAUACAACCACCUCGCAAGCCUCUCGCGCAAAGUCCUCCGAAAGCAAGCGCUCCUCACGGAAACCCGCAAUGUGGUCGCGGCCUAUAUGAAGCGCAACGACCCGGUCACGCGACGGUUUAUUCAGUAUGCCCUAAUGCGCACCAACGAAUUUCUUAUCCUGGUCAGGGACGGCAAAAACGGCCGCAUUGUGGUCGCCCCCGGGGAGAGACACCGGUGGAUCCGUCUUGCGGCGCAGCUGCAGUUCAACUUCAUGAACUACUUUGAGGUCUACAUCUGGGACUUCAAGCCCGGCGAGAAACCGCUCGACUUGUAUCAUCACAUCCACGACUCGCUGCUCAGGGCCCUCCGAGUACAAGGCGUUCGAGACAAGAUGAAGCACGUCAGGUACAUCAUGGGGAGUCUCACGCGGGAGCAAGACACCAAGCGGGUUCGCCAGAUCAAGCCCGGCGAGCAUGCGCAGAGCUUGUACGACGAGCUGACAGGGCCCAAUGCCGAGUUCUAUCUCAGAACUAACCAAGGCGUCGUGGUCCGGACGAAAGAAGACCUGCCGGCUGAGGUCAGUCCUUACACGUUCUACAACGAGACGGACGAGGCCGAAGACGCCAUCUUGGUCGAGGAAGAGUCCCUCAAGGACGUGCCCGAGGACAUGCCUUUUCUGGAGCGAGCACUCAACCUCGAGCGGGAGCGGGAGAACAAGGACAGGGAGAAGGCGGGCCUGAACUAUGAGCCGGGUGCCGAACAGUUCCCCUUCGCAGUUCCCCCAAUCUGGGAGCAAGCUCACUUUGUCAUCCGGGGCCUUGGCCAUCUGGCCGACCAUUGCAAAGCCGAACCGCACCGCCCGGGCCAACUGGACCUCUUCAUCAAGUACAACAACCUGCACAAAUACGCCGACGGCCUGCCGCCCUCGUACAUACCCUACAAGGACUUCCCGCAACUCCUGCCCGCAGCACGCAAGUUCUCCGCGGACAAACCAUCCGCGCGCUUCGCGCUCCUGCGCCUCUGA
This is a messenger RNA of Chaetomium strumarium, 2367 nucleotides long. RefSeq lists its product as uncharacterized. The record is from RefSeq and is a predicted model, not a curated record. The transcript has 9 exons. The coding region runs from base 1 to 2367 and encodes 788 amino acids. NCBI's taxonomy places the organism in Eukaryota, Fungi, Ascomycota, Sordariomycetes, Sordariales, Chaetomiaceae.